GAAGUCCUGGGGACUGAAGUCCGGAAGUUCGGGAGGCUGUCCCCUAGUUCCCUCCCGCUAAUUCGGUGCGAGUCGGUUGGUGCCCGCGCAAGUGUGUCCCAAAGCUUUUCUAGUUCCGUCUCGCUGUGCUUCCCGUUCUCAUGUUCGUGCCCUGUGCGGGUCACUGUUCGCGGACCUGGAUCGGGCGUGUGCACUGUGCGGAGCGAGCAUAACGGGCCGCUCGUGGAGCUUGUUGGUAACUGAGGUCAGAGGGAGCCGGGUCUGCUGUGAGGUGAAGCCCAGGUUCCAGAGAUGUACAUGCAAGUGGAGACACGAACCAGCACCCGCCUCCAUCUGACGAGGGCUCCAGGCAUCCGGUCUUGGUCCCUGCUGGUCGGAAUAUUAUCCACUGGCCUGGCUGCUGCCUAUUAUAGUGGAGAUAGUCUGGGCUGGAAGCUCUUCUAUGUCACAGGCUGCCUGUUUGUGGCUGUACAGAACUUGGAGGAUUGGGAGGAAGCUAUUUUCAACAAGAGCACUGGGAAGGUCAUCUUAAAAACAUUCAGCCUCUACAAGAAGCUGCUGACUCUCCUAAGAGCAGGCCAUGACCAAGUGGUGGUCCUGCUGAAAGACAUCCAGGAUGUGAAUGUGGAGGAGGAAAAGGUCCGUUACUUUGGGAAGGGCUACACUGUGGUGCUCCGGUUUGCAACAGGCUUCUCCCAUCCCCUUACUCAGAGUGCAGUCAUGGGCCGACGCAGUGAUGUGGAAGCCAUUGCCAAACUCAUCACUAGCUUCUUGGAACUGCAUCGCCUGGAGAGCCCCUCAGAACGGUCACAAAGCAGCGACAGUGAAGCCGAUGGCCCUGGUGAUCAGAGCUGACAGUGUAGAGUGGCUGCUGGUAAAUGUCACCCCCUUCUGACAUGUCUCCAACUGACUUGCCAACUGUGAGCAUGCAGGCAGAUCUUGGACACCUGCCUAUGACUCCUUGGGCAAUUCUUGUGUGGACCACCUGCCUUUUGCUUGUUUAUGCUUCUACGCUUUGCAGAACCAUGGGCUGAUGUGCUCCACAACCCAGAAAGGCUGCAUCUGUCAUGAUGCAGGUGGGGGGAGCUACAUCCAGAGGAGGGCAGGGUCUCAGAACUCAGUGCCUUCUCCAGAGUCAGAUGGCAGUUCUGGCUUAGGCAGCACAGUCUGGUUUGGAUGAGCUCACCCAAGGGCAUCUGAGGUUUAAGACGCCAGUCUUUUCUUCAGCAUAGGCCCAGUGCCUGCCUUCAAGAGGCCUUGCCACCCAGGCUAUUGUAGUGAGAGUGAAACACCUACAUGCCUGUAAGGAGAACCCUCUCUCUGUGCAUAGUGGUGUCGACUUAUUGCUAUAAAUCCUGAUAUCUCUUCUCCCCACCCCUCCUCAAAAUGGACAUCCUUGGUGGUCAGGGGCUUCCCUGAAGGCAGCUCAGAAUGCUGGAUGCCUGGAUGCUGCCUGGCUGCAGAACUCUCAGAGAAAAGUGCUGCCGACUGCCCUGUUCCUGCCUAGACCACUUGUCUAAGGUCCCAGCAGUGUUGUAGCACAGCUGUUAGGAAGCUCUCCCAACCCAGCCUGGGGAGAAGCUGCUAGUGGAGGAAAGGCCACCUCUUCUGGCAUCCUGCAGCCUUUAAAACCUGGGAGCUCCUUUACAGAAAUUGAGUCUUAGCCUCUCAAGCCUUGAAAAGAAGGUAGACAUGUGAGGCACACCCCUGUAAAUCCCAGUUUUAAGUGAGGAAUGAAGAAAGUUCAAGGCCAGUGCAGGCCACUGCCUCUUCUAACAGAAGUUGGUACCUGCCACUGAUGGCUAUUUCCUGCUCUUCUAGUUCUCUUCUGGGCAGACUCAAGUCCCUCAAAAGUAGUGCUCAUGAAGUUUCCAGCUUGGCUUCCAGGCCUGAAAGCUGUGGACCUCUGGUUUGCACAUAACCCCCCAAAGCUGAGUACCUAUGCCUGGCCAGGUAGAACUGGGAAAUUGAGGAGUUAUAUAGACAAAGAAGUCAAGGCAGCCUUGAGGCCACUUUGCCUGGGCUGAGCAGGAGUAGUUAGCCAGAACCUAAACAGGUCUUCUCUGAAGUGACUGCUACCAGUUCUGACUUGGGGAACAUGAUCCCUUGAACUUGCUAAAGUGAGCUUUUUAAAUGGCCAAGUUAGACAUUUUUUUUUUCCAUAAAUGAAAAGUGGAAUACAGCUGUUGGCUUUUAGCUUGUUGCCUACAGACUUAAGGUACUUUAGACAAGGGAGAGGAGUCUCUCUCUUGGGUGCUGUCAAAUACCUUUCCUGUAUAUCCCAGUGCUGGGACUCAUUAUUGGUGAAGAAAUGAAGCCCUUUUCAUAAGCAAGGGGUAUGGUAAAAAGCUGAUUCAAGUUCCUGUUAGGAUUUCUGCUUCUACUGGUCUUUUUAUUUCAUAAUUAAUAAAGCUCUACAUGCAGAUUGCAAA
This is a messenger RNA of Cricetulus griseus (Chinese hamster), 2432 nucleotides long. Lineage: Eukaryota; Metazoa; Chordata; Mammalia; Rodentia; Cricetidae. The record is from RefSeq and is a predicted model, not a curated record.